Molecule: messenger RNA, 558 nt
Organism: Parathielavia appendiculata
Lineage: Eukaryota; Fungi; Ascomycota; Sordariomycetes; Sordariales; Chaetomiaceae
Product: NUDIX hydrolase
Exons: 2
Coding region: 1-558 (185 amino acids)
Biological process (GO): diphosphoinositol polyphosphate metabolic process; diadenosine hexaphosphate catabolic process; adenosine 5'-(hexahydrogen pentaphosphate) catabolic process
Cellular component (GO): cytoplasm; nucleus
Molecular function (GO): bis(5'-adenosyl)-pentaphosphatase activity; diphosphoinositol-polyphosphate diphosphatase activity; endopolyphosphatase activity
Source: RefSeq, a predicted model, not a curated record
AUGGCGGCAAGUGGGAACAAUCGUUCUAUGGAGUCGCGGACGGGGAGGAGUAACCAGAGAUACAACUCGAAAGGCGAGCGCCUAGUCGCCGGCGUGGUGCCAUUGACCGAGGACAAGACGUACGUGAUGCUGAUUCAGUCGACAAGGCGCAAGGGUUGGGUGCUGCCCAAGGGCGGCUGGGAGACGGACGAGGAGUGCCACGAAGCCGCGGCCCGCGAGGCGUGGGAGGAGGCGGGCAUCUUUGUGCAGAUCGACUACGACCUGGGCGACAUCCAGGAGACGAGCCCGCGCAAAAAGGCAUCGUCAUCGUCGUCGUCUUCCUCGAGCUCGUCGUCCAAGAGCAAGGACUCAUCGCACAAGGACGGCAAGGACACGUCAAAGGACAAGCAGCGCUCGCUGUACCGCUUUUACGAGGUCACCGUCACGAGCGAGGAGCAGGACUGGCCCGAGCGCGAGAAGCGCGAGCGCAAGUGGUUCACGUUUGCCGAGGCCAAGGAGCUGCUCAAAGACCGGCCCGAGCUGCAGACGGCGCUGGAGCGCUCGACCAUGAAGAGGUAG